Messenger RNA from Camelus dromedarius (Arabian camel), 1545 nucleotides. It is a transcript of the gene ATP6V1D, whose product is annotated as ATPase H+ transporting V1 subunit D. The record is from RefSeq and is a predicted model, not a curated record. Gene Ontology annotation, molecular function: proton-transporting ATPase activity, rotational mechanism. The transcript is spliced from 9 exons. Gene Ontology annotation, cellular component: proton-transporting V-type ATPase complex. Lineage: Eukaryota; Metazoa; Chordata; Mammalia; Artiodactyla; Camelidae. The coding region runs from base 232 to 975 and encodes 247 amino acids.
GCGCGCCUCAACAUCCGGGCAUCACCAUCUCCCGUCCUCGCCCUGUCCCCCCCAAUCCCCAUACUAACAGGAAGCGGAAGUGAAAAAGGCAGAGCUAGGCCGCCUCUUAGCAACGCGAGGGGAGUCACGUGACAAAACCAGCUGACUCAGGGUAGAGGAAGACUCAGUGGCUGGUGGUGUUGCAGCCACGAUUGCCCGGCCAGGGACCGGAGCCGAAUAGUCAUCGUCAAAAUGUCGGGCAAAGACCGAAUUGAGAUCUUUCCCUCGCGAAUGGCACAGACCAUCAUGAAGGCUCGGUUAAAAGGAGCACAGACAGGUCGAAACCUCCUGAAGAAAAAAUCUGAUGCCUUAACACUUCGAUUUCGACAGAUCCUUAAGAAGAUAAUAGAGACUAAAAUGUUGAUGGGUGAAGUGAUGAGAGAAGCUGCCUUUUCACUUGCUGAGGCCAAGUUCACAGCAGGGGACUUCAGCACCACAGUUAUCCAAAAUGUAAAUAAAGCCCAAGUGAAGAUUAGAGCAAAGAAAGAUAAUGUAGCAGGUGUUACUUUGCCAGUAUUUGAACAUUACCAUGAAGGAACUGACAGUUAUGAAUUGACUGGUUUAGCCAGAGGUGGGGAACAGUUGGCCAAACUGAAGAGGAAUUAUGCCAAAGCCGUGGAACUACUGGUGGAACUAGCUUCUCUGCAGACUUCCUUUGUUACUUUGGAUGAAGCUAUUAAGAUAACCAACAGGCGUGUAAAUGCCAUUGAACAUGUCAUCAUUCCCCGGAUUGAACGUACCCUUGCUUAUAUCAUCACAGAGCUGGAUGAGAGAGAGCGAGAAGAGUUCUAUAGGUUAAAGAAAAUACAGGAGAAGAAAAAGAUUCUCAAGGAAAAGUCCGAGAAGGACUUGGAGCAACGGAGGGCAGCUGGAGAGGUGAUGGAGCCUGCUAAUCUCCUGGCUGAAGAGAAGGAUGAGGAUCUCCUGUUUGAAUAAUCUUUCCUGCUCUGGUUCUUUCAGAAGCCCUAACAUGGCACCACUUUAAUUCACACUGUGUAGGUUUGGUAUGUGUGGCUAUUUGUUUUUUGGCUUAAGAAUUUCACUCGUCGUAAAAUUUCUCUAGAUGUCCCUUUGUGGGAUUACCUUUGCAAAAUCAUAAUUCAGCAACCAUUUAUCACUGAUGAGAUUUGUAGAACCUGCCCAGGAACUUGUAGAAUUUAUUCUGCAGAAGUGUCACUCUACUCCAUUUGUAUGUGUGCUACAGGUAUCUGCUUACCAAGCAUAUUAAGAACUCCCCCUUAGGAAACAGCAGUGGUCUCAGGCCAGCACGUGUAGGCCAGCUACUGCUGGAGCAGCCUUUGUUCCCACCUCCUUGCACACCUUGGCGCUGUUACCUGAGAUUGCUGCAGCCAGCCUUGUGUUACUUAUUGUGGUACUUCUCAAGCUUUAUGAAAACCUUCACUUAUUUUUUCCUUCAAUGGCAGGUCUCUGUCCUGUCUGUCAUGGGAACAGUUUUGCCAAUUCAGAUGUGACUAUGGUAUAAACAGUAAAAUGAUUUAAAAAUGA